Bombina bombina (fire-bellied toad) is the source of this 2067-nucleotide messenger RNA. Its product is annotated as zinc finger protein OZF-like. Gene Ontology annotation, biological process: negative regulation of transcription by RNA polymerase II. The record is from RefSeq and is a predicted model, not a curated record. The transcript has 5 exons. NCBI's taxonomy places the organism in Eukaryota, Metazoa, Chordata, Amphibia, Anura, Bombinatoridae. Gene Ontology annotation, molecular function: DNA-binding transcription repressor activity, RNA polymerase II-specific. The coding region runs from base 1 to 1719 and encodes 572 amino acids.
AUGAUCCGUCGCUGGGGACCAGAGUGGCAGCCUGGCACAGGGUACUUAGGAAAAGCCCGAGGUGGGGGGUGUCAAAACCCCAGGAUCCCGAUUGAGCUCCCUCUUAGUAAUCACCCCAACCCAUGCCAAUCAAAGAUCGGGAACCCAGACGUCAAAUCCCAAGAAAUAGCUAACACCUUUGCUGCCUAUUAUGAGACGUUAUAUGAGGGACUAAAAGUUCACUACACCGACCAAACACAGAUACUUUUGUGCCCAUUCAUACAACACGCUAACCUUCCCACAAUUACCACUGAGGAAAAUGACAUCCUGAAUGCAGAGGUCACUGUGCAAGAAAUUCUCACAGAACAAAUGGAGUUUGAUGAAGUCGCAGUUUAUUUCUCGGAGGAGGAGUGGGGCUGUUUAGCUGAAGAACAGAAAGAGCUUUAUAAGGAUGUGAUGAUGGAGAAUUACCAGACCCUCAGGUCUCUAGGAUAUGUUCAUGUGAAACCUUUACUUGUUACAAAGAUUGAGCGAAGAGAGGAGCCGUAUGUGUGCACUUUUACCAAUGGUGGAUUAAUAGACUAUGAUAAUCCUAGUCAUGGCCAGAAUGCAGAUGCUUCGUUAAGAUUUUUUCAAAAUCCAAGAAAUCAUUUGAGGAACUUAUGUUCUAAAUGUGGGAAAUGUUUCACUCUGAAAUUAGAUCUUAUGAGGCAUCAGAAAAUUCAUAUAGGAGAUAACGCAUUUUCAUGUUCUAAUUGUGGUAAAUGUUUUAAUCAGAAAUCAAAUCAUCUUAGACAUCAGACAAGUCAUACAGGAGAGAAAGCAUUUUCAUGUACUGAAUGUGGGAAAUAUUUUACUAAGAAAUCAAAUCUUAUUAGGCAUGAGAAAAUUCAUACAGGUGAAAGAGUUUUUUCAUGUUCUGAAUGUGGGAAAUGCUUUACUCGGAAAUCAAAUCUCAUUACUCAUCAGACAAGUCAUACAGGAGAGAAAGCAUUUUCAUGUCCUGAACGUAGGAAAUGUUUUAGCCAGAAAUCAUAUCUUAUUAGAUAUCAGACAAAUCAUACAGGAGUAAAAGAAUUUUCAUGUGCUGAAUGUGGGAAAUGUUUUAGCCGGAAAUCAUAUCUUAUUAGACAUCAGACAAGUCAUACCGGAGAGAAAGAGUUUUCAUGUUCUGAAUGUGGAAAAUAUUUUACUCGGAUAUCAAGUCUUUUUAGACAUCAAAAAAGUCAUACAGGAGAGAAAGAUUUAUUAUGUUCUGAAUGUGGUAAGUGUUUUAAUAGGACAUCAAGUCUUAUUAGACAUCAGAAAAGUCAUACAGGAGAGAGAGGUUUUUCAUGUUCUGAAUGUGGGAAAUGCUUUACUCGGAAAUCACAUCUUGUUAUACAUCAGACAAGUCAUACAGGAGAGAAAGCAUUUUCAUGUGCUGAAUGUGGAAACUGUUUUACUCAGAAAGCACAUCUUGUUAGACAUCAGAAAAGUCAUACAGGAGAGAAAGCAUUUUCAUGUGCUGAAUGUAGGAAAUGUUAUAGCCGGAAAUCAUACCUUAUUAGACAUCAAACAAGUCAUACAGGAGAGAAAGCAUUUUCAUGUUGUAAAUGUGGGAAAUGUUUUACUCAGAAAUCAGAUCUAACUAGGCAUCAGAAAUUUCAUGCAGGAGACAAAGCAUUUUCAUGUUUUGAAUGUGGGAAAUGUUUUACUCAGAAAUCAGAUCUAACUAGGCAUCAGAAAAUUCAUGCAUGAGAGAAAGCAUUUUCAUAUUCUGAAUGUGGGAAAUGUUUUACUCUAAUAUCACAUCUAAUUACUCAUCAGAAAUUCAUACAUAUGAAACCAUUUUUGUGUGCUGAAUUUGGAAACUGGUUUAAACUGAAAUCCCAUCUUAUUUGACAUCAGAAAAUUCACACAGGCGAGAAAACAUUUUCAUGUUCUGAAUGUGGGAAAUGUUUUACUCAGAAAUCAAAUGUUAUUACUUAUCAAAGAAACAUAUUAUGCUUACCUGAAAAAAUAAUUUCCUUCUAAUGACAGUGAGGGUCCACAUAAACAUUCAUAACCUAUCAGAAAUACUUCACCUAACCACCAGGAGGAGGCAAA